AUGAUUAAAACGAAAUCGGCUCAAGAUGAUGAAGCACGAAUGUUUGCAAAGUUCAAGGAGAUGCUAGAUACUCUCCAGGUAAGUAUCUCGUUCCAUGAAAUUUUUGAACUAAUGCCUAAGUUUACUAAAUUUAUAAAAGCAUUACUAAAGAGGACGAAAGAAAAAAUGGUCAAGAAACAUGUAAGCAUGACCGAAAAAGAUGAUGUGGUAAUAACUCAAUCCUUGCCACCAAAAUUAAAAGACCCAGGUAAGUUUACUAUUUCUUAUAAUAUCAGUGGAGUGAAUAUUCUGCAUGCUCUAUGUGAUCUUGUAUCUAGCAUAAAUGUUAUGCCACUGAAAAUGGUUAAAGAAUUGAAAGUGGGUGAGACCACACCAAGUACGAUGACUCUCACUCUAACUGACUCAUUUUUUACUCAACCAAUUUAUAUGUUAUGUGACAUGUUACAACAUGUUGACGAAUUAGUGUUUCAUACAGACUUUGUAGUGCUUGAUACAAAACGAGAUUCAGGACGAUCUGUUAUUCUCAGACGACCAUUCUUGGCAACUGGGAAUGCAAAGAUUGAUAUAAAAAUGGGUGAACUUAUCUUGAAGUUCAAUAAAGAGAAAGUGGUUUUCAAGGUGUAUGAUUGGACACCGUAUAUGGAGAAUUUGGAUACUUUCUACCAUCUGGAAGAAAAAGGUAGGAAAUUAAACAAAGGAAUAAGAAGAAGUGAAGUGACCGGGGUGAGGGUAUCUCUUGCGCCUGACGUGCCUUAG
Molecule: messenger RNA, 756 nt
Organism: Lathyrus oleraceus (garden pea)
Lineage: Eukaryota; Viridiplantae; Streptophyta; Magnoliopsida; Fabales; Fabaceae
Exons: 1
Coding region: 1-756 (251 amino acids)
Source: RefSeq, a predicted model, not a curated record